CAACUCUAUUUUUCUCUCUUCUUUUAUGAGUCUUUUUUUUCUCUUCUUUGAGAACUCUCUAGACUUGUUUGAAAUUUAUUUUACCCCCUUAAACAAUCCUCUCCUUAAACAUCCACUAUAUAUAUCUUCCUUCACUUCAUGCAUAUAUCCCUAGUCCCUACAUCACUAUUUUUACAACACACCUCUAUUCUCUCUUUUUUUUUUUUUUUGAUCAGCUCAGUUCAUUCAUUUCAUUGCCCUCAAGGGAUAAAAUACAAUUAUAGAACUACAAUUCCAAGAUAUUCAUAGGUUACUUACAUCCAUGCUACUACAUCUGAGAAGCGAGGGAUUCGAUUGAUUGAGAGAGCGUGGUUAACCUCUUCCAUACAAGAUCCUUGGAACACAUAGCUAAUCACUAAUCCUCUAUUGAGGGAGCUCUGUGAAUGGCUAAGACCUCUAUUCUCUCUUAGCCUCGUUAAUUAAGUUAACCCGACAUUCAAUAUAUAUAGUGUUUACGUACAAUACAGACCUAAAACUAAUAAAAGUCCCUUUUAUUCUUUUAUAUACAAUAUUACUCUAAUAUAUGUUAAGUCAAACCACUUACCUAACCACCUUAACAACCCUUUAAUCUAGAUCACAUAAGAUGGGUACCUUAAUCGGGCACGUCGGGCCGGGUUUCGGGUUCUUUAUAAUUGGAUUAUGGCACCUCUUUAACCAUCUUAAACUACUAGCUCUUAAAGGGCCUAACUAUAAGUCCCUCCCAUGGUUCCCUUCCAAUCUCCACCGUCUCCGCCGCCUCGAACUCUACCUUAUCAUGGUAGGCAGCUUGUUCUCCGUUGCCAUGGAGCUCUUCAUCGGCCCCGAACGCCACCAGCCAUUCGACACCGAUGGCAGCAUCCCUACGAACCACCUACACAACUUUGAGCACUCCUCCAUUUCCCUUACCUUCUUUGUGUAUGCUACCUUUGCACUAGCUAUUGAUAGGUGGUGCAACCGUAAUAUUCCUGCUCAAUACGACGUCGUUCAGUUCAUCGCAGCCCUUGCAUUUGGACAACAAUUACUACUCUUUCACCUCCAUUCAUCUGAUCAUAUGGGCGUUGAAGGGCAGUACCAUUGGCUUCUUCAGCUUGUUAUAUUCAUUUCUUUGUCUACUACUGUCCUUGGCAUCGCAUACUCAGAAAGCUUUGUGAUUGCGUUCACGAGGUCCUUAAGCAUACUAUUUCAAGGGGUGUGGCUAAUUGUGAUGGGGGUGGCAUUGUGGACCCCAGGGUUAAUUGCUAAAGGGUGUUUCAUGCACGAAGAAGAAGGUCAUAAAGUGGUUAGGUGUGAUGGAAAGGAGUCACUUCACCGUGCUAAGGCACUAGUUAACAUUCAAUUUAGUUGGUUCUUAAUAUUGUUAGCUGUUUUUGCAGCCUCAUUUUACAUGUUUAUGAUGACCAUUUAUGGGGAUAAAUAUAAUAAAGUGGAGUAUAGUCCUAUGGAUAGUUUGUCUGAUCAAGAGGAUGAUGUUGAAGCACAGAAGAUUGGUGGGAAAUCUAGUGAAAUGCAGUGUUUUGUGAGUGGGGCCGGGAAUAUAAAUAAUAAGGCGAUUGAUUAUAUGGAAAGGUAAAUUGAUCUGACAAUUGUGACGUUGGAAAGUUUAAGGGUACGAUAUGGAAAGUUCGUAAAGGUGUAGUAUCAAAGGAGAGAAAUAAACAAUAAAUGUAUUUAAAUAGUUUUUACGUGUGGAGUGGUUGAUAUUGAUUUUUUUCCUUCAUUUUUUAUAUUUUUCUUGUGAUCCCUACUGGAAUUUUCGGUUUAGUUAAUGGUCAAGCUUGCUCCUAAAAGUAAUUUCAAUUAAGUGAUAAUUAUUUGUAGGGUGUUAGCUUGAUUUAAUCGAGGAUUUUUGAAGGGGUGUGUACAGAAAGCUUAUUAACAAUUCAAGAUGUUCUUGUCAUUUUUUUCAUACAUUCACUUGCUUUGUAAUAUGUAUGCUUGUAUAUAUAGUUUGUAAUCUUAGACAAGCAAGUUUAGGAAAAAGGAGUUGGGUGGAUAUAUUGUAUAUCAUUGUGUGUACAAGAAUGUAUCUUGUGUACUUGGUUGGUAAUACUCAAAUUAUGGAAUAAAUUACUAUGAAAAACAACUUUGUUUUUCUA
Messenger RNA from Beta vulgaris subsp. vulgaris (sugar beet), 2114 nucleotides. RefSeq lists its product as uncharacterized. The coding region runs from base 623 to 1588 and encodes 321 amino acids. The record is from RefSeq and is a predicted model, not a curated record. Lineage: Eukaryota; Viridiplantae; Streptophyta; Magnoliopsida; Caryophyllales; Amaranthaceae. The transcript has 2 exons.